Molecule: messenger RNA, 1017 nt
Organism: Fulvia fulva
Lineage: Eukaryota; Fungi; Ascomycota; Dothideomycetes; Mycosphaerellales; Mycosphaerellaceae
Product: Uroporphyrinogen-III synthase
Exons: 3
Coding region: 1-1017 (338 amino acids)
Biological process (GO): uroporphyrinogen III biosynthetic process
Molecular function (GO): uroporphyrinogen-III synthase activity
Source: RefSeq, a predicted model, not a curated record
AUGGAUGGCAUAAAAGCAAGCCUAGAAGGGUUCAAAUUGGACCAAGUCCCCGUCUACUUGCUGAAGACAAAGUCGUCACCGUCCGACAGCUACGAAGAGCACUGCACCACCCUCUCCGACGGCCACUUCAAGCCACUCUUCAUACCAGUUCUGGAGCACCAAUUCCGCGAUGAUACACUACGGAAGCUUCGCCUUUCAGCAGAGCGCUUCGCUUUCGCUGGCGGUAGCGCCGCAACAUCCCGGCAACUCGCCACAAACAACCCCGCAAAACGCUACAGCGGCCUAAUCUUCACCUCCCAACGCGCAGUCGAUGCCUUCGCCACUGUAAUCGCCAAACUCGAGCCCGCCAAGGUCGCCUCCCUCUUUGAUCCCGACAUUCCCCUCUACGUUGUUGGGCCCGCCACAGCGAAUGGUGUCCGCUCUCUAGGUCUCCCCUGCCUGGUCCUCGGCGAGGAGACCGGCAACGGUGAUGCUCUGGCAAACUUCAUCCUCUCCCACCACAACGGGCUCUCUCGGGAGACGACAUCUUUGAAUGGUAGGAAACUACCGCUGUUGUUUUUGGUGGGAGAGCAGAGACGGGAUAUCAUCCCAAAGACGUUGCAGACUGAGGAUCUGCCAUCAAACUUGCGGAUCCCGGUGACCGAGGUGGUGGUGUACGAGACUGGGGAGAUGGCGACGUUCGAAGAAGAAUUCACAGACUUGCUGAAAGAAGCUAAAGCGGCGAAGGUCAAGGAGCAAUGGGUUGUGGUCUUCAGUCCGCAGGGUUGCGAAGCUAUGCUCAGUGCAUUGGGCUGGCUUGAUGAGAAGACUGGACGGUAUAGCGCUGGACGCCGGGAAGCAGUGUCGGGGUCGACGGAGACUCGCAUCGCAACGAUCGGGCCUACGACCAGGGACUUUCUCAUGCAGAAUUUUGGAUUCGAGCCAGAUGUCUGUGCUGAGAAGCCCAGUCCUGAAGGUGUGGCGGAGGCAAUUGUGGACUUUGGCAAAAAACCUUCAACUAUACUUGGUCGAAUGUAG